Molecule: messenger RNA, 1446 nt
Organism: Microthlaspi erraticum
Lineage: Eukaryota; Viridiplantae; Streptophyta; Magnoliopsida; Brassicales; Brassicaceae
Source: the annotation of a GenBank genome assembly
AUGGCGGCGGAAUCCACCAGAAACCCAUCUUCGCCGUCAUCGCAAAGCCCAAUUACGAAUUUAGCCGAUGACCAUCUCUUCACCAUCUUACUCCUUCUCCCCGUAGAUUCAAUCCUCUCUUUCUCAAUGACCUGCAAGAGAUACAAGUCUCUAGCUUGUUCCGACAGUCUCUGGGAAGCUCUAUGCGAAAGAGAAUGGGGUUCACAAUCUGUAGAUGUGUUAAAGUCAUCGUCUUCUUCUUCUUCCUCUUCCUCACGAGAUGGGUUUUCGUGGAUGAUGAUGUUUCAGCGAGUUUAUAAGCUGGAUUCUGUUUGCUGUCGCAAAAUCUCAGACCCAGAUGAUGACGACGAAGAAUCUUCUUCGUUUCCGAUGCCUAGAGCUUCUCAUUCUCUCAACUUCGUUAAUGAUCAUCUCGUUCUGUUUGGUGGUGGUUGUCAAGGAGGACGCCAUCUUGAUGAUACAUGGACAGCUUAUGUUGACAAGAGCAAUCAAAGCAUGAUGAAAUGGAAAAAAGUGGAAUCAGGAACUCCAAGUGGGAGAUUUGGUCACACCUGCGUUGUUAUCAGCGAGUCUCUACUGCUUUUCGGUGGAAUCAACGACCGUGGAGAGCGGUUAAACGAUACAUGGAUCGGUCAAGUCUCAUACCACGAGAGUCUCUUUUGGAAGCUACUGGACGUUGGACCGUUGCAGCGGCCUCGUCCUCCUCCUCGUGGUGCUCAUUCGGCUUGCUUUAUCGCCGAGAAGAAGAUGGUUGUACAUGGAGGAAUAGGGCUUAACGGAGUCAGGCUUGGAGAUACAUGGAUUCUUGAGCUUUCUGAAGAUUUCACCACCGGGACAUGGCACAUGGUGGAGUCUCAUCAGUCACCUCCCCCGAGAUCAGGACAUACUUUGACCUGCAUUAGAGAGAACCAAGUGGUUCUGUUUGGAGGGAGAGGGUUAGGAUAUGAUGUGCUUGAUGAUGUUUGGAUCUUGGAUAUUCAAGAACAGUGUGAAGAGAGAUGGGUGCAGAUCUUCUACGACUUCAGGGAGGUUCCUGAGUAUGCAUCGUUGCCUCGGGUUGGUCACUCGGCGGUUCUUGUAUUGGGAGGACGGAUCUUGAUCUAUGGAGGUGAAGACUCUUAUAGGCAUAGGAAAGAUGAUUUCUGGGCGUUGGAUGUGAAAACCAUUCCUUCUUCUGGUUUGAAGCCUCAGGGAGUUAGCUUAAACGGAUCAUCCGUGUGGAAGAAGCUGGAACGAGUCUCGUAUGGACCGAAAAGCCGGUCUUUUCACCGAGCCUGCGCUGAUAGCUCAGGGAGGUUUGUGUAUGUGUUUGGCGGAAUGGUUGAUGGUCUUCUUCAGGCUGCAGCUUCGUCUGGUCUAAGGUUUGAUGGAGAGCUUUUCAUGGUGGAGCUUGUUCUUGGCUUCUCUGAUCUAGACAGCCAACAAAGACCUGUAAAAAGCAUGUAA